Rhineura floridana is the source of this 1946-nucleotide messenger RNA. RefSeq names its product arylacetamide deacetylase-like 4. NCBI's taxonomy places the organism in Eukaryota, Metazoa, Chordata, Lepidosauria, Squamata, Rhineuridae. Gene Ontology annotation, cellular component: membrane. Gene Ontology annotation, molecular function: carboxylic ester hydrolase activity. The record is from RefSeq and is a predicted model, not a curated record. The transcript has 5 exons. The coding region runs from base 30 to 1409 and encodes 459 amino acids.
AUAUCAGAAGCCACUGGUGUCAGAAGAGGAUGCUGCCCUUCUUAGCUCAGAGGGCGGCACUCGGCGAAGCUCUGUUGAACCUGCUCCUGUAUCUGAGCAUUUUCAUCCCAUUCUUGGCACUGGCUUGGACACUUUAUUACCAUGUCACCAGGACCCACAUACCUCCAGGAAUCAGCCAGGGUGCAAAACUACAUGUUAUGACUCUUUUUGGGAAUCUUAUGUUUGGGCUGGACUUGGACUCCAAUGUUACAGCAGUUGAAUCAUAUGAGGUCUCCAGAACACAGCCUUGUCCUGAUUUUUUGGAUGAGUUUCAGUUGGUGCAGCUCGAGGACGUUGACAAGGUGCUUGGACAGGCACUGUUUCUGGAGAAAGUUGGCAUCUGCCAUAAGUAUGUCAUCUGGAGGCUUGUGAUGAAUGGAAUACUACCUAGGGAGGACUCAAAGUUGAUCAUCAAGGAUCUGCUUUUUGAUGGGAUUCCAGUAAGAAUAUAUUGGCCUAAGGCAUCACCUGCUAGAAACGGGAGAGGAAUGCUCUAUCUCCAUGGAGGAGCUGGCUUAUUUGGAAGCAUCCGCGCAUAUGAAAGGGUGUGCCGCUACAUUGCCCGAGAGAGUGACACCGUGGUUGUGAGUGUUGAAUUCCGUUUAGCUCCUGAGCAUCGGCACCCAGUCCCAUUACUCGACUGCUGCACUGCUGCAAUACACUUUUUGAAGAAUGCAAAGGAAUAUGGAGUGGACCCCAACCGCAUUGCCAUUGGUGGGGACAGUAGCGGAGGAACAUUUGCUGCUGUUGUUUGUCAAGAGCUGGUGACCAGAGUGGACCUUCCAAGAAUGCGAGCACAGAUCAUGGUCUACCCCUUCCUGCAAGCAGUGGACUUCAAUUUGCCUUCCCAUCAGCAAAACCGUUCAGUUCCCAUGUUGUUCAGGAAACGGGCUAUCCAAUUUGGUUUCGCAUAUCUCACUGGGAAGACUAUCAAUGUGGAAGGGAUUCUAGAGAAUGCCCAUGUUCCUAGGGAUAUGUGGGUGAAGUACAGAAAAUGGAUUAGUGCCGAUAACCUUCCAGAAGAAUUUAAGGCCAGGGGCUAUGUCUCAAAAGUGCCUGUUUCAUUUUCACAAAAGCUUUAUGAACUUGUCAAACCGGCUUUUGACCCAAGGUUCUCCCCACUUUUGGCAGAAGAUGCGAUUAUCUGCCAGCUCCCCGAGACAUUCAUUCUGACCUGUGAGCAUGAUGUUCUGCGGGACGAUGGUCUGUUGUACAAGAAGCGGCUAGAGGACAAUGGUGUGCCAGUGACAUGGCAUCAUGUUCAGGAUGGGUUCCAUGGAGUAGCAAUCUUCAUUGAUUAUGUGCUACUUGAAUUUCCAGGCACACGGGACUGUAUGGAGCAUGUAGCACAGUUCUUAAAAGGGCUGUAGAGAUAAAUGACCCACUUUCAUUAGCAGUGCUAGUCUUCCACUUCAGUGGAGGGAUAUAUUACUCCGAUAUGAAUAACUUGAACAGUCUCAAAGAAAGGGCUGUCUUCAGUGUUAGCCCCGCUCAGAGCAGAGCCACUGAAAUGAAUGAACACAGCAAACCUAUGUACAUUAAUUUCAACUUACUCGGAUACAACCCAAAUCCUUUCUCUCUCUCAAGGAUGAAUGAACUCGUGGCAGUCUUUACGUUCUUGGACUACUACUCCCAUCAGUCCUGACAGUUGGCCAUGGUGGCUGAGGAUGUUGGGAGUUGGAGGGCCCAGAGCUUGGAAAAGUUACUUUUUUGAACUACAACUCCCAUCAGCCCCAGCCAGUAGGGCCACUGGAUUGGGCUGGUGGGAGUUGUAGUUCAAAAAAGUAACUUUUCCAAGCUCUGGGAGGGCCACAAGUUCCCCAUCUCUAAAUACUGUGUAAAUGUUGAUAUUCAAUUACGAACAUGCUUUAUAACAGUUCUUAAUAAAGCAACACUAACAUGGUCAA